Peromyscus californicus insignis is the source of this 1026-nucleotide messenger RNA. RefSeq names its product melanoma-associated antigen B4-like. The record is from RefSeq and is a predicted model, not a curated record. Gene Ontology annotation, biological process: negative regulation of transcription by RNA polymerase II. Gene Ontology annotation, cellular component: nucleus. NCBI's taxonomy places the organism in Eukaryota, Metazoa, Chordata, Mammalia, Rodentia, Cricetidae. The transcript has a single exon. Bases 1 to 1026 code for a protein of 341 amino acids.
AUGCCCAGGGGACAAAAGAGUAAGGCCCGGGCUCGUGAGAAACGCCGCCAGACCAAAACAGGGUCCAAAGAGCUCCAGGAUACUCAGACCAUGACACCAGAGAAAAGAGAGUCAUCCUCUUCCUCUGCUCAUGCCUCUGGAGAUGCGGCCGCAAGUGCCUCUUCCGAUAUCUUUUCCAAGUUGUUUCAAGAAUUGCCUGAUGCCACCACUUUCAGUUUCUGCAUUGCCCACAGCUCUGAUAAAAGUGCCAAGAGCCAACAGAAGAAAACUGCGAACUCCUCUAGGGCCCAGCACUCCAGUAAGAGCCCACAGAAGGAUCUUCUAACAAGGAAGACAGAGAUGCUGAUGGAGUACAUGCUCACCAAGUACAAACAGAAAGAGCCCCUGUUAAGAGAAGAAAUGCUAAAUGCGGUCAACAAACGUUUCAAGGAGCAGUUCCCUGAGAUCCUCAAGAAAGCUUCCAACCGCUUGGAUCUGGUUUUUGGCCUAGAGUUGAAAGAAGUCCAGCCCAAUGGUCAAUCCUAUGAGCUUGUCAGCAAGCUAGAUUUCCAGGAUGAUGGAAGUAGGAGCAGUGAGCUGGGUCUUCCCAACAGGGGCAUUCUGAUCCCUCUCCUAGGUGUGAUCUACUUAAAUGGCUACUGUGCCCCAGAGGAGGAGGUCUGGCACUUCCUAAAUAAGUUAGGAAUUCAUGAUGGGGUCCCACACCUCAUCUUUGGGGAUAUCAGAAAGCUCAUCACUGAAGAUCUAGUGCAGGAAAAGUACCUGGAAUACCAUCAGGUUCCUGACAGUGAUCCUCCAUGCUAUCAGUUCCUGUGGGGUCCAAAAGCCUAUGCUGAAACCAGCCAGGUAAAGGUGAUGGAGUUUUUGGUCAAUAUCAGUGAAACUGGCUCCUCUACCUACCCAUCCAAUUAUGAAUCAGCUUUGAUGGAAGAAGAUAGAGCUCAGGCUGAAGGUGCAACCCAGAAAAGCACUACAUGCAAGACUAAGAGACGUUCUAAAACCAAGUCCAGCCUUCCUACCUGCUAG